AUGCAGAUUUCCCAUCUUCUGAACAUGCUGAAUAACGACGAUACAGAUGUCGGGGAGUUGGCCCGAUCCUCUCUGUUCUUGGAUCUAAGAAAUCGCAGGGUGCCGUUGGCCAAGGAGUCGGAGCCCCACUUCCUUGGUUUCAGAAGAAAAUCCAGUGGGAAACUUUACACUCAAUCGGCUGGUUUUGGUGUUUGUCUACAGAACUGUGAUCUGACUGGUGAGUGUUGUGAAAGUUUGUCUUCAUGUCUACAAUCAUCAAACUCUCUGAGACAGCUGGACCUGAGUCACAAUGAUCUGAAGGAUUCAGGAGUGAAGCUGAUCUCUGAUGCUCUUAAGACUCACAACUGUCAACUACACACACUCAGGUUAUCGGGAUGUAUGGUGACAGAUGAAGGUUGUUGCUAUUUGGCUUCAGCUCUGAGUUCAAACCCGUCACACCUGAGAGAGCUCGACCUGAGCUACAAUCACCCAGCACCCUCAGCACUUCAGCUGCUCUCUGAUAGACUCAAUGAUCCAAACUACACACUCAGCAAACUCAGCGUGGAGCAUGGGGGAGGGUCCAGAAUUACAGCAGGACUACACAAAUAUGCCUGUGAUCUCACACUGGAUCCCAACACAGCAAACACUGAACUCAAACUGUCCGAGGAGAACAGAAAGAUCACGUGUGUGCUUAAAUCUCAGUCGUAUCCUGAUCAUCCAGACAGAUUUGAUGUUGUUCCUCAGGUUCUGUGUCAAAAGAGUCUGACUGGACGCUGUUACUGGGAGGCUGAAUGGAGCGGGUCAGGUGUUGAUAUAUCAGUGUCAUAUAAAAGCAUCAGCAGAAAAGGAUUAAAUAAUGACAGUUUAUUUGGAUUCAAUGUAAAUUCAUGGAGUCUGUACUGCGCUAAUAACAGCGUCCGUGCCUGUCACAACAAUGAGAGAACAGGCAUAUCCUCUUCACGUGUGUCUAAUAGAAUAGGAGUGUAUCUGGACUGGUCAGCUGGCACUUUGUCCUUCUACAGUGUCUCUGAUACACCCAUUCACUUGCACACAUUCAACACAACAUUCACUGAACCUCUAUAUGCAGGAUUUAGAGUUCAUCUGAACACUUCAGUUUCUCUGACAGGCAUGCGGUGA
Messenger RNA from Triplophysa rosa, 1116 nucleotides. Its product is annotated as NACHT, LRR and PYD domains-containing protein 3-like. Lineage: Eukaryota; Metazoa; Chordata; Actinopteri; Cypriniformes; Nemacheilidae. Gene Ontology annotation, molecular function: protein binding. The transcript has 5 exons. Bases 1 to 1116 code for a protein of 371 amino acids. The record is from RefSeq and is a predicted model, not a curated record.